AUGUGUGAGUGUGCGCACACACGCAUGGGGGGGGCUGCGUGAAUGUGUGCACGCCCGUGAGCGUGGGUCCGUGUGUGGGUGGCCUGCGGGCGCCGGUGCGCGGUGUGUUUGGGCGACUGUGUAUAUGCCGUGUGCGUCCGUGUGUCCGCGUGUGUGCGAGCGCGUGUGCGCGUGUGCCCGUGUGCCGCGGGCGGGAGAGGCAGCUUCGGCUCAGCCGUGGCAGAGCAGUUAGUACAGAACUCCUAGUGCAAGGGGAGGCUGGGGAGCCGCCAGGAAGACGAGCAAGGGACCUUUUUAACAAAAGCUCAGUUGGGUCCCUGCGGGGCCAGCCAGCAGAAGGGACUGGGGAGCGCUGGCUCUGCGCCAGGGAGGUCGGGCUCCCGCCAGCUCCGCACGCACCCUUUAUCAUGCCCUCCGCAGGGGGAGUCCUGAGGCUUGGCCGUCGGGAAGUUUCCGCAGCCGCCGCCGCCGCCUCGGAGAGCACCAGCAAGGACCGCGGAGAUUAGAAAAGCACUUGGGAGGCACAUUCAUCUUGCUGGCGUUGUCAGGAGUGAUCAGCGAGUUUUAUUAAAAGCCCUGGGAUUGCCUGAAAAGCCUCCUUGUCUGGCUUUGAAAUGAAAGGGACAUGUUAAGAUCUUGGGGGCACAUCGUCAGGACCCCUUGCCCUGCCCCUUGGACUAUGAGCUAACAUAUCUGGAGGAAGAACAGAAGCCCUCUUGUGUUGAAGGGAUUUCACCGGUGGACAAACCAAGUUGGCCCCUGACAGCAUGAGCUCUCUGAACUGGGGUGGGCCCAGUGCUCUGCUCCUGCUGCUCCUUGGCUGGGCCAGUCCCACCUUCAUCAGCCUUAACCGUGGGAUCAGGGUGAUGAAGGGCAGCUCUGCCUUCCUGUCGGGAGAUGACCUGAAGUUUGUCAUCCCCAAAGAGAAAGAUGCUUGCAAAGUGGAAGUUGUGAUGAACGAGCCAAUGACCCAAAGGGUCGGGAAACUCACUCCACAGGUCUUUGACUGCCAUUUCCUUCCCAAUGAAGUAAAGUAUAUUCAUAAUGGUUGCCCGAUUCUUGAUGAAGACACAGUGAAGCUUAGACUUUACAGAUUUACUGAGACUGAUACCUUCACAGAAACCUUUAUCCUGCGGGUCUAUCUCCUCGAACCAGACUGUAACAUCAUCCGUAGGAGUAACAAUGUCCUGGAGGUGUCUGAAUUCUAUGGUCUUUCCCAAGCCAUUGAUAAGAACCUCCUCAGAUUUGAUUACGAGAGGACGGCUGGCCUGGAGUGUACGGUCAGGCUGGAUCCUGUGGGAAGCCGGCUGCCAGCCCACGGUCAGAUGGUCCUGCUGGAGCCUCGGCCAGAAAAACCUCGUGGAGAUCAGCCACACAGUUUUUUCCCUGAGACUCAACUGGGAACAGAGCUGAGGUGUCCAGGUGGAAGCUGUGCCCUGGGACUGAAGAAAAUGGGAAGUGCCAAGGUGAGCUGUGAGGAGUUCCUGCUGAUGGGGCUUCGCUAUCAACACACAGAUCCCCCUUCUCCCAACAUCGACUACAUCUCCAUCCAGCUGGACCUCACAGAUGGCAGGAGCAAAAUCGUGUACAAGUCAGAGAGUGCGUGGUUGCCCGUCUAUAUCAGAGCUGGCUUUCCUAAUCAGAUUCCAAGGGCUGCGUUCAUGGCCAUGUUUACUCUGGAAGUGGAUCAGUUCAUCCUGACCUCCCUGACUCCAUCCAUUCUGGACUGUGAAGAGGACGAGACCCCUAAGCCCUUGCUGGUGUUUAACAUCACCAAAGCUCCGCUGGAUGGCUAUGUGACACAUCUGUGGGAUCAUACCAGACCGGUCUCCUCGUUCACCUGGAAGGAUCUAAGUGACCUGCAGAUAGCCUAUCAGCCGCCGAACAGCAGCCAUUCUGUGCGGAGACAUUAUGAGCUGGAGGUGGAGGUUUAUGAUUUCUUCUUCGAGAGGAGUGCACCGAUCACAGUCCACAUCUCCAUCAGAACAGCAGAUACCAACGCCCCGCGGGUGUCCUGGAACACAGGUCUGAGUCUUCUAGAGGGCCAGUCUCGGGCCAUCACUUGGGAGCAGUUCCAGAUUGUCGACAACGAUGACAUCCAUGCUGUCCGGCUGGUCACCGUGGGCGGCCUGCAGCAUGGACGGCUUACACUAAGAGGUGGGAAAGGAUUUCUCUUCACUGUGGCUGACCUUCAGGCUGGAGUUGUUCGCUAUCAUCAUGACGACAGUGAUUCCACAAAAGACUUUGUGAUCUUCAGGAUAUUUGAUGGCCAACAUAGCAUCCGCCAUAAGUUUCCCAUCAACAUUUUGCCUAAAGAUGACAGUCCCCCAUUCCUCAUAAGCAAUGUUGUGAUUGAACUGGAGGAGGGGCAAACCAUACCGAUCCAGGGUUCCAUGCUCAGAGCAUCAGACAUGGACUCCAGUGAUGACUACAUCUUCUUUAAUAUCACAAAACCUCCUGAAGCUGGAGAAAUCAUGAAGAAACCAGGUCCAGGGCUGAUAGGCUAUCCUGUCCCUGGCUUCCUUCAGAGGGAUCUAUUUAAUGGCAUCAUUUACUAUCGUCACUUUGGUGGAGAGAUCUUUGAAGACUCUUUUGAAUUUGUCCUGUGGGACAGCCACGAACCUCCAAAUCUCUCAGUGCCGCAGGUGGUGACCAUCCAUAUAACUCCAGUGGAUGAUCAGCUUCCAAAAGAGGCUCCUGGAGUUUCUCGGCAUUUGGUUGUCAAGGAAACUGAGGUGGCCUACAUAACUAAGAAACAUCUACAUUUUAUAGAUACAGAAUAUGACAGUGAGCUUCUUUACACGAUAACGACACCUCCGUUUUUCUCUUUCGGCCACAGACAUCUGGAUGCUGGGAAAUUAUUCAUGGUGGAUAGCAUCCCAAAGCUGACCAAAAAUCCUGCAGCCCUGGGACUGGGGUCAUUCACUCAGCAUGCUGUGAACCACAUGAAAGUGGCCUACAUGCCACCCAUGCAAGAUAUAGGCCUCCAUCCGGGACAUGUGCAGUUUGCCUUUUCCAUCAGUAACCAACAUGGCAGCACUUUGCACGGGAUCUGCUUUAACAUCACAGUUCUUCCAGUGGACAAUCAAGUUCCUGAGGUGUUUACCAGCUCCCUGAGAGUGACUGAGGGAGGUCAGUGUAUCAUCAGCACAGAGAAUGUUCUGGUUUCUGAUGUGGAUACCAAACUGGACAACAUCUAUCUCUCCCUGCAAAGACCGCCUCAGUGUGGAAGUGUGGAGCUGGAUGGAUUUCCUCUAAACACAGGAGGCACAUUUUCUUGGGGAGACCUCCAUGCCUUAAAAGUUAGGUAUCAGCAUGAUGGCUCUGAGAGACUUCAGGAUGACAUAUUCUUGGAGGUCACAGAUGGCAUGAAUUCAGCAGAAUUUGUUCUACAUGUUGAGGUAUUCCCUGUAAAUGAUGAGCCACCAAUCCUAAAGGCUGACCUCAACCCCAUGAUGCAUUGCGCGGAGGGUGAAGAGGUGGUCAUCACCUCAGAAUACAUUUUUGCUACUGAUGUGGACAGUGAUGACUUGAAGCUGAUGUUUGUGAUUGCUCGAGAGCCUCAACAUGGGGUGGUGAGGAAAGCUGGAGUCACAGUGGAUCAGUUCUCUCAGGAAGAUGUCAUCUCAGGGGCCGUGACAUACAAACACACGGGUGGUGAGAUUGGCCUGGUGCCUUGUUUGGAUACCAUUACGUUGGUGGUUUCGGAUGGAGAAGCUGGCCCUUUUGUGAAUGGCUGUUGCUUCAAUGGGCCUCGUCCAUCUGUUCCUCCUCAUGAGUCCUUCCCGGUGUAUGACCUCAAUAUCACGGUGCAGCCAGUGGACAACCAAUCGCCUUCAAUUGCAAUAGGUACCAUGUUCGUGGUAGAUGAGGGUUUCUCUGCAGCCCUUACUAGUAACCAUUUGUCCGCCGCUGACCCUGACACUGCAGGAGACAACUUGGAAUUUGUCUUGGUUUCUCCUCCCCAGUUUGGCUACCUUGAGAAUACACUCCCCUCUGCAGGUUUUGAAAAAAGCAACAUGGGUGUAAGCAUAGCUUCGUUCUGGUGGAAAGACAUGAAGGCUUUGCACAUUAAUUACGUGCAGGCCAGGCAUCUAAGGAUAGAACCAACGGCCGACCAGUUCAUGGUGUAUGUCACAGAUGGGAAGCGACGCUCCUUGGAGAUACCAUUUCACAUUAUCAUCAACCCCACGAAUGACGAAGCUCCUGACUUUGUAGUGCAGAAUAUUACUGUGUGUGAGGGUCAGAUGAAAGAACUGGAUACCUCUGUCAUCAGUGCUGCUGAUCUGGACGUUCCCAACGACCCCUUGCUUUUCAGUGUCACUCGUAAACCACGCCAUGGCCUCCUCAUCAACAGGGUGCUUGGCAAAGACUUUCCGCAAAAUAUGCAGCCUGUCAACCCCGGCCAGAAGCAUGAACUCGUUCAGAACUUUUCCUUGGAACUUCUCAAGAAUGGAAUGAAGUUGGUGUAUGUGCAUGAUGACUCAGAGAGCCUUGCUGAUGACUUUACAGUCCAGUUGUCAGAUGGGAAACAUAAGAUAUUAAAAACCAUUUCAGUGGAGGUCACCCCAGUUAAUGAUGAGAAACCAACGCUGAACAAGAAGGCUGAAAUUACCAUGAAAAUGGGUGAAACGCGUAUUAUUUCUAGUGCCGUGCUUUCAGCCAUAGAUGAAGAUUCACCCAGGGAGAAGAUUUACUAUUUGUUCGAAAGGCUUCCCCAAAACGGGCAGCUUCAACUUAAGAUGGGGAGGGACUGGGUCCCUGUCUACCCCGGCAUGAAGUGCACUCAGGAGGAGGUGGACCUGAACUUGCUGAGAUACACGCACACCGGAGCCAUGGAUUCCCAGGAUCGAGACACCUUUACUUUCUACCUCUGGGAUGGUGACAACAGAUCACCAGCACUGGACUGUCACAUAACCAUCAAGGAUAUGGAAAAAGGUGAUAUUGUCAUCCUUGUGAAACCACUGGUGGUGUCUAAAGGUGACCGGGGUUUCUUGACGACCACCAGUCUCCUUGCUGUGGAUGGAACAGACAAACCUGAGGAACUGCUCUAUGUCAUCACCUCCCCUCCACGGUUUGGCCAGGUCGAGUAUGUCCGCUAUCCUGGAGUCCCCAUCACAAGCUUCAGCCAGAUGGACAUAGCAGGACAGACAGUCUGCUAUGUGCAUAAGAGCAAGGCAGCUGUCUCCCGUGACACCUUCAGAUUCAUCAUCAGCAAUGGCCUGCAGACCAAACACGAGGUUUUUGAGAUCAUACUGGAGACUGUGGAUAGAGCCUUACCUGUGGUGACCAGGAAUAGGGGGCUGAGACUGGCUCAAGGGGCCAUGGCCCUGCUCUCCCCUGACCUCCUCCAGCUGACUGACCCUGACACUCCAGCAGAGAACCUUACCUUCGUGCUGGCCCGGCUCCCGCAACAUGGCCAACUUUACCUGCGGGGGACAGUGCUGCUUCAACAUAACUUCACUCAGCAGGAUGUGGACAGCAGGGAUGUGGCCUACAGGCACCUGGGAGGGGACUCCCAGGCUGACUGCUUUACCUUUGUGGCCACAGAUAGGACAAACCAAGGCUUUGUGGUGGAGGGAACAGCGGGCCAAGAACCUGUUUCAUUCACCAUCCAGGUUGACCAGCUGGACAAAACAGCCCCCUACAUCACACACUUGCAUUCCCCUUCUCAAGUGGGGCUCCUGAAAAAUGGAUGUUAUGGGAUUUACCUCACUUCCCAUGUGUUGAAGGCAUCAGACCCUGACACCGAUGACGAUCUGAUCAUCUUUAAGAUUUUACGAGGUCCCCAGCAUGGACAUCUGGAGAACACAACAACAGGUGAAUUUAUCCAUGAGAAAUUUAUCCAAAAGGACUUAAACAGUAAGACCAUUCUUUACAUCAUAAGCCCGUCUUUGGAAGUGCAUUCAGAUAUCGUGGAAUUUCAAAUCAUGGACCCCAUGGGGAACUCUGCUGCUCCUCAAAUUUUGGAACUGAAGUGGUCUCACAUCGAAUGGUCACAGACUGACUAUGAGGUCUGUGAGAAUGUGGGCAUGUUGUCUUUGGAAAUUACCAGAAGGGGAUAUUCCAUGGACUCCGCCUUCGUGAGUGUGAAGGUCAACCAAUUGUCAGCUACAGUUGGAAAAGACUUCACUCUGACUCCGUCUAAACUGAUUCAGUUUGACCCAGGAAUGUCAACGAAGAUGUGGAAUAUAGCAAUUACCUAUGACGGAUUAGAGGAAGACGAUGAGGCCUUUGAAGUGAUUCUGAACUCCCCCGUGAAUGCGGUUCUUGGCACAAAGACAAAAGCUGCAGUGAAAAUUUUGGACUCAAAAGGAGGACAGUGCCAGCCUUCAUAUUCCAUCAGCCCCAACAAGCACAGCGCACGGGAGAAGAACAUUUGGCACCCGCUGUCCCCCAGGUCUUCCUCACCCACCAAUUCUGGUUCCUUUCAUCUGGAAAGACGACCCCUUCCAACCUCCAAGCGGCCGGCAGUCACUAGGGGAGACAUUCAACAGGGUUUUCAGUCUCCAGAUCUUUCUCGUAUGAAGCUUAGGACCCGGGGGAAUGGCAAAACGGUCCUUCAAUCCUCCGUUUAUAGAAAUGGAACCGACAUCAUCUAUAAUUAUCACGGAAUGGUUUCCCUGCCGCUGGAGGAAGACGGUUCCCCAUCCCACAAAAGCAAGGCCAAAGUCUUGAUUAUGAGCCAGACACAAAAGACAAGCAAAUUGGCAGAUAAGGUGGAAUCCACAACCGACUCACACUUCCCCAGACAGGACCCGCUGCCCUCAUUUCCAAAGAACUGCACGCUGGAAUUAAGGGGACUUUUGCACUUUCAAGAAAACCUCCAAGAGCUGUACGAGUGCGAUGGAAUUGCCUGGAAAGCUUGGAGCCCCCGUACCAAGGUGGUGGAAGGUAAAUCCUGCCCAGCUGGGUGGUAUCGUCACUCAGGGUACUGCCACUCCCUGGUCACGGAGCAGAAAGGCACCUGGAACUCAGCUGCCCGAGCUUGCAAGGAACAUCAUCUGGGCAGCCUUGUAACUGUUCUCUCCAGGCAACACAUGCGAUGGCUCUGGGACAUCAGUGGAAGAAAGCCCUUUUGGAUAGGUUUGAAUGACCAGGUGCGUGCUGGCCACUGGGAGUGGAUUGGUGGGGAAGCUGUCACCUUCACCAACUGGAGGAAAGGACCCCCUCAACGUAUGAAGCCCGGCAAGAACUGUGUUUUGGCGCAAAGACAAGGGAAAUGGCAAACACAAGACUGUAGGAAGGGCAAACCUCACAAUUACGUGUGCUCCAGGAAAAUCUAAAUGUAACUGACCUUACAGGUGCCCACUUGGGAUUUUUCACCUAUUUAUUUACAGAAUUUGUGCAUAUUGUUCAAUGCAAAACAAGUCAUGACUGACUUAGUACAUUUUUUUUUUUAUCAUAGUAUAUGAGUGAUCUAGUAAAAAAAGGAACAUUGAAGAAUUGUUCCAGGAGGAUUGAUCAAUGAGCAUUUCUUUCAGGAAGAGAUACAAUCCUUGUGUCUCAGUACCUUUCAAAAUAAAUACCUAAAGUAUUAUAUGGUAUAAGAUUUGCUUAUUCCAGAAUAUUCCCACCCUGUCCUCACUCCAUAUCUAAGUCCUCACCAAGCUCACGAUCCUUGGAUUUUUUUUUGUCCCAAGACCUCAGUUUUUUGUCCCGUUCUGAAAUCUGUCCUGGCAGGGGCUUGUACCACUCCAGUCUGAGGAAAGCUAACUUUACCAGCUCAUUAAAUCAUAGUUGAAGAGCAAAGGGUUGCUUUGUCCCUUUGGAAUGUGAAACCUAAGAUGAGAGUCUUGUGGAUAAAAAAGGAGAAUUCUUGGGCACCUGGGUGGCUCAGUUGGGUGGGUGGCUGCCUUUGGCACAGGCCAUGAUCCCAGAGUCCCAGAAUCGAGUCCCUCAUCGGGCUCUGAGCUCUGCAGGGAGUCUGCUUCUCUCUCUGACCUUCUCCCCUCUCGUGCUCUCUCUCACUGUCUCUCAAAUAAAUAAAAUCUUAAAAAAAAAAAUGAGAGAGAGAGAGAAUUCUCUGUGGUGGAAAAGGAAGACUUUAGAUGGGAGACUUGCAGAUGGAAGCUCAUUUGCAAAGCUCUAGUUCAGGUAAGAAUUCAGAGACUACAUUCACGUCAGGGUCUACCCAUCCCUACUCAUGAGACAGAGUUCUUUUUCCAAUAAAAAUGUUGGCCUUGUACCUUCCCAGAGCUCAUCAUGAUGGUUUCCCCUGGCCUCACAGAUUCAGGAGAAAUUUGAAGUAAUGUGAACUUCUCUUUUCAUUUGGGUAUACGGUAAGGACUAACAUUUCUCAAGGACAUUUGGAAUAGAGUUUAUGCGAGUGAUUUUUAACACAUUGAAGAAAAACACUGCUUCCUCGGAAGUGUCCCAGUGAAAAAUGCUGAUGAACAAAGAAAGAUAGUACUGAAAACAGAGCCCUUGAAAACCCAUAUUCUCAGAAUGGAUUUUGAUAUAACUUUGAGCCCUUACAUCUCUACUAUUUCUAGAAAUGGCAUGCUAACCCCAUCUGGUAACAUAAAGUCCCUUAUGAAUUUAUAAUAUCAGCUGAAUGAAACCUUUUCGUACCAGUGAAGUGUGUUGCAGUCUUACAGGAACUCCCUUCUGAAAUCAAGUUGUAAUUACAGGAAAUCAGAAAUUUAUUUCUGAAGCAUGUGUUCAAAAUUUUCCUCUUUUCUUAAUCACCAAAAAAUGCGGUUGUACCAAAUGUAGCUAACUUGCUCUAUGAGUAGUUCAGAGUAAUUUCAGUCAAGAUGGGGUUACCAAGUAGACUAAAGCUUUGGAGCAUGUUUUAUUAGACUAACACAUUUGGUAAAACUAAAAUAAACGGAAGAAAUUCAGUCCAGUUUCUGGAUAUAAAACAUGACAAGCUUGUUUUAUUUCUGCACAUUUAUCAAGAUUUUUGGUAUUAGAAAUAUUUGCAAAGAGAAAUGGGGAUCACGUUUUGGCAUUUUCUACCUCUCACUUAAAUUUAAAAGCAUGGUGGCCUCGUGAGGCUCCUCGCUUUAGGGAUCCCACCUAGGCUCGGAAAUGAUGACAACAUACAGGUCUCUUAAGCAACACCGACACUCUCUGGUAUUUAACCAAAAGAUGCAAAACCCACCCUCCAUACCAACUCCAGUCCUCUCUGACCCUCUGGCCUCUGCCAUUUGGAAAGGCGAGAUGCCAGAUUAUGUAGCAAAGGGUUGUUUACCUGAAGAAUGAUAUCCUAAGAGGGAAAGUAAAAGCUCAAGAAAUAAAGAGUUCAGAGGCCACUCCCUUCUAGAACAACAGAGCUAUAGUAACUAUUUAAAACUGGGAAUCCAGAACCAGGGCUGUUAUGGAGAAACUGAUCAGCAUGGUAGAUUUUAUUAUACUUAUCUGCAAUGACAAUGAUGUUUAAGUGUAAUUGCAAAUGCUAGUAUGAAGAGAGAAUGUUUUAUGAUUUUUGUAGCAACUAGGAAUACUAGGAUAAUAUUUUUGAAUGUUCCUGAUCAUGAAAACAUUGAUCCAUUUAUAAAACGCAAGUAAUUGAAUGAGGAUACAAACAAAAAUUCUGGCAAGUUGGGAUGUUGGUCAAUAUUUAUCAUGACCUUUAUUUCUUCCCCAUGAUUGAGCUUUGACUCAGGGGAAAAUAAAAAAAGCAAAUGAUUGUUAUCUAAAAAAAAGAGAGAGAGACGGGGGCACCUGGCUAGCUCAGUCGGUGGAGUGUGCGACUCUUGAUCUCAAGGGUUGUGAGUUCAAGAACCACGGUGGGGAUCGAGAUUACUUAAAAAUAAAAUCUUAAAAGAAAAGUAAAGGAUGGUCAUGGUUCUUGCCACCUAGAUUGGUCACUGUCACUUGUCAAGUUCUGGUGGGAGCAGGAAGGAAGGAAAUGGAUUAAUGGUAGAAUAAGGAAUGGAUGAUUAUAUGAGAGUAGAGGGGAGAGAGGAGAGAAGGGCUGAGCAGGGAGAGAUGGGACUGAUGGUAGCUAAGAAGGAGAGCAUCAGAAAGAAGGAGUUAAAUGUCACCUGGCUCUUCUCCCCAGGUUUGAAUACCAGUUCAGGAAAAGCCGCCUCCAUCUAAAAGCAUCAACCCAGCUAAGUAGCAUGUAGCUUUUCAGAAUCCUGCGAUUUUUGUUCUUUAACUAAAGCAUAUGUGUGUAUACAGCAUACAUUUUGCUGAAUGUAAACUUAAAAACAUAUGAUAAUUACUUCAUCUCUUUCCAAGGAGUGGUAAAAACGAACCAGGUGACAUUUUUUUCUUUAAAAAUUUUAUUUAUUUGACAGACAGAGAUCACAAGUAGGCAGAGAGGAAGGCAGAGAGAGAGAGGAAGAGAGGCAGGCUUUCUGCUGAGCAGAGAGCCUGAUGCGGUGCUCGAUCCCAGGACCCUAGGAUCAUGACCUGAGCCGAAGGCAGAGGCUUUAACACACUGAGCGACCCAGGCGCCCCCAGGUAACAUUUUUUUACAUUUCUGUUUUUGUUCAUUUUUACUACAGCCAAAAAGAACAUGCACAUAAUUUUCAUUAACACUAUGGUUUGUAUAAUUCAAACCAGGAGCUGGUGCUGAUUAAUUUUUGCAACAAAGCAGCCUAUGAAAUGUACUGUCUCUAGCAUUGUAUCAAAAUUAAUAAAAUAAACUUAUUUCUACUUCUGAA
Molecule: messenger RNA, 10622 nt
Organism: Mustela lutreola (European mink)
Lineage: Eukaryota; Metazoa; Chordata; Mammalia; Carnivora; Mustelidae
Gene: FREM1
Product: FRAS1 related extracellular matrix 1
Exons: 37
Coding region: 768-7286 (2172 amino acids)
Biological process (GO): cell communication
Cellular component (GO): membrane
Source: RefSeq, a predicted model, not a curated record